AGAGGAAGAUUUUUUGGAAAGGAGAAGUAAUUUUUUUCUUACACGAUGAACUAUUGGGUUAUUGUGUUAAAAUGUUUUUUCCUCUCAGCCUUGGACAUGGUUAUAGGAGCAGAUCGUGGAUGCAAGACUGUCAGAAAAGGAGAUGAGUCCUACAGUGAAAGUAUCACCAUCCCCAAGAUGAAAUGGACUGAGACACCGGCUAUUGUUUCUAAAGGAAAACGUGAAUACCAGGUUAUCGGACGAGUUGUACAUAUGAACUAUGUACGAGAAUAUCUUGCUGCCAAAGAGAACAUGAAGUUUGGAAACGUCCAGAGAAAGCCAAACCGUAUUCAGCUUGAGGUCCUGGCCGAUACUGUGUACAUCGAGGGCCUGAUCAGAAUGCGUGGAAUUAAAAAACUCACAGUUUAUAGCCGCAAAGUUGUCUCCGGGAAAGACAGUCAGCUGGAUGUCAGAGCGCCAACUUUGAGUCCGCCAUUUGAUACUAGUUUUCCAUUGGCUCCUGGCACUCCUGGGGUACCGGGCCAGAGUGGAGUAGCAGGUCCUAAAGUGGAAGUGUACACCCAACUAUCAGAAGGCCACAUGUAUAUUACAAACAAUGGUGGAAACGGAAAUCAAGGACAAAAAGGUGCUGAUGGCAAAAACGGAGUUGACCGGAUUGACGGGAAACCACCCCGGACAUUUGCUCAGUGUAAGGCUAACCGCUGCAGAACAGUCCCUGGAUGGACAGGAGAUGAAGGAAAUCCCGGCAAAGAUGGUGGAAAUGCAGGAACAUCAGGAGACGGUGGCCAAGCUGGAAAACAAAGAAUAUAUAUGAACGAAGUAAUUGGAAGUAUCAAGCUAAAAACAUGCCCUGGCCAGGGAGGUGCAGCACCUAUAAAUGGAAAGGGAGGAAUAGGGGGUCUCGGAAGUUUAGGAGGGACAGGGUUUAGAUGUGCAAUGAGAGAGACAUGUGUGAGCAAUCCAUGGGCUCCUUUGAGUCCCUCGUGCCACACCUCGUGUAGAAAUGAAGGUGCUACAGGUAGAGCAAGCAGAGGAGCAAGAGGACCUAAAGGAAAGGACGGAACAAGUUGA
Messenger RNA from Stylophora pistillata, 1071 nucleotides. RefSeq lists its product as uncharacterized. The record is from RefSeq and is a predicted model, not a curated record. NCBI's taxonomy places the organism in Eukaryota, Metazoa, Cnidaria, Anthozoa, Scleractinia, Pocilloporidae.